This is a messenger RNA of Lactuca virosa, 1921 nucleotides long. The record is from the annotation of a GenBank genome assembly. Lineage: Eukaryota; Viridiplantae; Streptophyta; Magnoliopsida; Asterales; Asteraceae.
CAAACAUACAGAUACAGCUAUUUCUUCUUCACCACCACCCAACAACAGAUCUGAGUUCUGACACACACCAGUACACCAUCACUUUCACACACUAUGCCUAAACCGUCACCGGCGUCUCCGCCACCUCCGCCGCCGCAAACCCCCCUCAAAAACCCAUUAAUCAGACUCUUCUUCAUCUUCUUCCUCUGUUAUACUGUGUAUAUUCUCGGCUCACACAGAUCCACCAUCAACACCUCCUUUACACCCACAACGAAAAACCAACAAAACUGCUUAAAUCCCAUCACCGUUUUCACGAACUUCUCCCACCAAAACACUCCGCCACCGCUCGAUUUCAAACCUCACAACACCCUCCUCCCUCCGCCACCACAAAAGUUCCAGAUUUGCCCUGCUAAUUUCACCCAUUACUGCCCUUGUCAGGAUCCACAAAGAGAAAGACUGUUUAAAGUAGAGAAAAUGUUACACCGGGAGCGACACUGUCCUGCCACCGCUGGAGAGAUUCUCCGGUGUCUUGUACCGGAACCGGUGGGGUACAAGAAGCCAUUUCCAUGGCCGAAAAGUAGAGCUCAAGCUUGGUUCAGUAAUGUGCCAUUCAAGACGCUGACGGAGUCUAAGAAACAGCAGAACUGGGUCCGAUUGGUCGGCGAUCGGCUGGUUUUUCCCGGCGGUGGAACUUCUUUCCAGAAAGGAGUGAAGGGUUAUAUCGAUCAAUUGAAGAAGAUGGUGCCAUUGGAAUCUGGAGCUAUUAGAACUGUUCUCGAUACAGGGUGUGGGGUUGCAAGCUUUGGAGAUUCGCUAAUGGAUUACAACAUUAUAACAAUGUCUAUAGCUCCAAGAGAUGUACACGAAGCUCAGGUGCAAUUUGCCCUAGAAAGAGGCCUCCCCGCUAUGCUUGGUGUCCUUGGCACCUACAGACUACCCUACCCAUCAAGAUCAUUCGACAUGGCUCAUUGCUCUCGUUGCCUCAUCCCAUGGACACAAUAUGAUGGAUUGUAUCUAAUGGAAAUUGAUCGGGUCUUAAGGCCCGGUGGUUACUGGGUGUUGUCGGGCCCGCCUAUUAACUGGCGGGCCCGCUACACCGCCUCAGACGGAACCACCAAGGACCCUAAAAAAGAGCUUAGUAGUUUGGAGGAUCUUGCUAGACGACUUUGUUGGAAAAAGAUUAAAGGAAAAGGGCCGAUUGCAGUGUGGCAAAAACCUAAUAAUCAUAUCGAAUGCAUCGAAAAGAAAAAAGAUUUGAAAUCUCCCAAGUUUUGUAACCCGGACAACAAUCCGGAUGAUGGGUGGUAUAAAAAGAUGGAUGCAUGCAUCACUCCUUUACCUCAAGUGAACCAUGUGCUUGAGAAAUGGCCUAAGAGGUUGAAUACUAUUCCGCCAAAUCAUGAUUUCGGAAUGAAAGAUUUGGUUAAUGAUAAUUUGUUAUGGAAAAAGAGAGUUUCUGAGUAUGUGAAAGUGGUUGAAUCGUUAUCGAAUGGUGUGUAUAGAAAUGUUAUGGACAUGAACGCGGGAUUUGGAGGCUUUGCAGCUUCUCUUUCUAAGUAUCCGGUUUGGGUCAUGAAUGUUGUUCCUCAUGAUUCAAAGUUGAAAACCCUCAGCAUUAUCUAUGAACGUGGCCUAAUCGGGACUUACAUGAAUUGGUGUGAACCGUUCUCGACGUAUCCUAGAUCAUACGACUUGAUACACGCGGACAACAUAUUUAGCUUGUACAUGAACAAGUGUGACAUUAUCGACAUAUUCAUUGAGAUGCAUAGAAUCCUUCGCCCUAAAGGGACAAUCAUAAUCGCGGAUCAUGUAGAUAUUGUUAUGAAGUUGAAAAGUCAUACAGAUCAAAUGAAAUGGCAGACUAAACUAUCAGAUACCGAAACUAGCCCUAGAAAGUUGUUUUUUGUUAACAUUUAAAUGCAUCAAGAAACUAUAGAGCGUU